AUGGCACAUGCUCGUAUAUCAGCCAACCUCCCCCCUAAUAUAGAUCCUACAAAAGCUCCUAUUGCAUUUGGAAGGAGGGCCCUUCCUAAACUGAAUGAGGAGUUACAGUCUCCUGAGCUGCUGACUCAGCAGCGGGCAUUGAUGGCUCUCUGUGAUCUGGUCCAUGACCCACAAAAUGUCUACCAGGCACUAGAAUUAGGCAUUUUGGAUAACCUGAAGACUUUGCUGGUACAUCAGGACAGUACUGUCCGACAAAAAACAACAGAAAUCCUCCAUAUAAUGACAAUGCAUAAUGUUGGGAGGCAUGGGCUGAUACAAAAUGGAAUGAUUUCUGCCCUCGCUGAGCUCUUGAAUGAUCCAGUAGAUACCUGUCGGAAGAACACGCAUCUCGUUUUUGAAUAUAUGUCAAAAUUAACUGAAGGUGCUGUUGGCAUACUGCAUGCCGGUUUGAUUCCCCUACUUGUAUCCAAACUGAAGAAUGAGUUGGAAGAAAUCCAGGAGCUAAUCCUUGGUACACUCUCCAACUGUCUGCGCGUGGAGGCUUCUGAAGCUCUAGCAGCUGAUGCCGUCAUUGUCCUGAAGGAAAAGCUCACACACUCAUCAGUGGCCACCAGAAGCAAAGCAGCUUGGGUCCUCUUAGCUAUCAGUACUCAUCCAGAAGGAAAAAAUGAGGUGUGUGAAGAAGUUAUUCCUGUGCUGGUGAGCCUGCUUGAAGAUGCAGAUCCUGAAGUCCAAGCCAGUGCAACAGGAGCAUUGAUGUUUGCUACUCUCAAACCUCAGGGGCGAUUUUCAGCCCUAGAUGCUGGAGCCAUCCCACCUUUGCUGAAGUUGGCUGCUGAGGAAGGUGGCAAAGCCCGGCUGAGUGCCAUCAAAGCCCUCACCAUACUGGCUGAGCUACCAAAGGGCCGUGAGACUCUCCUCAACCAUUUAGAUACAUUUCAGCAGUGUCUGAAGGAUCCAAGCAAGGCAGUGAAGAGAGCUGCCAAAACUGCCAUCAGUGUCAUCCAGUGGAAACCUUACUGA
Molecule: messenger RNA, 1023 nt
Organism: Melopsittacus undulatus (budgerigar)
Lineage: Eukaryota; Metazoa; Chordata; Aves; Psittaciformes; Psittaculidae
Gene: RSPH14
Product: radial spoke head 14 homolog
Exons: 6
Coding region: 1-1023 (340 amino acids)
Molecular function (GO): protein binding
Source: RefSeq, a predicted model, not a curated record